UCAUGCACGGUCUGCAAAUAAUUCUGCUACUCAAUGUUUUGACAUGUCUCAAACAAGCUGCACGUGGAAGUGACAUCAUUGGUGGGGAGAAAGUCCCAAGGAAGUCAAUGUUGUAUAUGGUCUCAGUGCAAAACAAAAGUGGUCAUAUAUGUGGAGGAUUUCUGAUCACCGAAGACUUUGUUGUCACUGCUGCACACUGUGAUAAUGAGUGGCUACCCCACACACAAGGGAUUCUGCCAGGGUGAUUCAGGUGGUCCUCUGGUGUGCGCAGGAUUAGCUGUUGGUAUUGUUUCUUUUAACAAAGGCAAGUGUAACUACCCUAAAGCACCCAAUGUUUAUACAGACAUCUCAAAAUACCUCCUGUGGAUCAAUGCAAUUCUUAAAAACCCAAAUAGUUAUUUGUAAAACUACAAUUGUUUUUCUGCUGUAUUGCUUCAUUUUGCU
Maylandia zebra (zebra mbuna) is the source of this 444-nucleotide messenger RNA. The record is from RefSeq and is a predicted model, not a curated record. NCBI's taxonomy places the organism in Eukaryota, Metazoa, Chordata, Actinopteri, Cichliformes, Cichlidae.